Messenger RNA from Linnemannia hyalina, 966 nucleotides. NCBI's taxonomy places the organism in Eukaryota, Fungi, Mortierellomycota, Mortierellomycetes, Mortierellales, Mortierellaceae. The record is from the annotation of a GenBank genome assembly.
AUGGCCAAAGUUAUCGGAACUCACAACGGACACUUCCACUGCGACGAGGCGCUCGCCGUCCAUAUGCUCCGACAGUCCAAGGAGUUCAAGAAUGCCGACCUUGUCCGCACACGCGACCCUGCCAAGUUGGCGACAUGCGAUGUUGUUGUUGAUGUCGGAGGCGUUUAUGACCCUGCUACUCAGCGUUAUGAUCACCACCAGCGUGGAUUCACUGAGGUCUUUGGCGGAAAGUUCGAUACCAAACUCAGCAGUGCUGGACUCGUCUACAAGCAUUUCGGAAAGGAGAUCAUCGCGACUCUCUUGAACUUGGAGGAGUCGGAUCCCAAGGUUGAGCUCCUUUACCAAAAGGUCUACGAGAACUUUAUCGAGGCUCUCGACGGCGGUGACAACGGUAUCUCUCAGUACCCCGCCGACAUCAAGCCCAAGUACCGUGUCGGUACCGCGCUCCCUCAGCGUGUCGCAGGAUUGAACCCCUGGUGGAACCAAAAGGAUGUAGAUGUCGAUGGACAGUUCUUGAAGGCUGUUGCGAUGACGGGUCAGGAUUUCACGGAUUCGGUUCGGUACUUGGGUCAGUCGUGGUUGCCUGCCCGGGAUUUGGUCGUCAGCGCGUUGGAUAAGCGGAUGGAUAUUCAUCCCUCGGGAAAGAUCUUGGUCUUUGAUCAGUCUUGCCCCUGGAAGGAGCAUUUGUUCAACUUGGAGGAGGAGUUGUGUAUUGAGGACAAGCCCGUGUAUGUGUUGUACCCCGAUGAUAACAACCAGUGGAGAGUCCAAUGUGUUCCUCCUUCGCCCGAGAGCUUUGAGUGCAGGAAGGCGUUGCCUCAGGAGUGGAGAGGAUUCCGUGAUGAGGAGUUGUCCCAGCGUAGUGGGAUCCCUGGAGGCAUCUUUGUCCAUAUGGGAGGCUUUAUUGGUGGAAACAAGACUCAUGAGGGUGCUCUUGAGAUGGCUGUCAAGGCCUUGGACGUUUAA